GUCCAGGAGUCACUUUGCCCCCCCGGGUGCCGACUGCGAGGGAGGGAACCUGUUCAAAGCUGAGCAGCAAACGUUUCGAGGUGAAACCAUGGAAACCCAGGAGGUUUGUGGACUGCAUGUAGCUUCUAGAGGUUUGUUGGUUGAUGGUGCCUGCACUGACUCUGCUCCUGUCCUCCGUGCAAUGGAUACCACUGCUAAAAUAAUUGAAAAUGCGUGCAACUUGCAUCCGGCCUGCUACACCAGAGAGAGUGGACUGCUAUCUGUCUCGUCCACCUGCGUCAUGUUGGAAACAAGAGGAGAGAUACCUGGCAGUGAGGAUAUGCGAAUGGACCCUGCUGGGGGAGAGCACCAUCUGCUUUUGGAUAAAAACAAAGAAAAGGCUCUCGGGAAAGAAGUGAUGUUGCUCAUGCAAGCAUUGAACACGCUCAGCACUCCAGAGGAGAAACUGGCAGCUUUGUGCAAGAAAUAUGCAGACUUGUUGGAAGAGAACAGAAGUGUCCAGAAGCAAAUAAAACUACUUCAGAAGAAACAGGCACAGAUAGUGAAGGAGAAAGUUCACCUGCAGAGUGAGCACAGCAAAGCCAUUCUCGCUCGUAGUAAGCUGGAGAGUCUUUGCCGUGAACUUCAGCGUCAUAAUAAAACCUUAAAGGAGGAAAACAUGCAGCGAGCGCGGGAGGAAGAAGAACGUCGCAAGGAAGUGACAGCGCAUUUUCAAAUGACCCUCAAUGAAAUUCAGGCCCAGAUGGAUCAGCACAACCUGCACAACACUAAGCUACGGCAGGAAAACAUCGAACUAGCUGAACAACUGAAGAAACUAAUAGAACAGUAUGAGCUGCGAGAAGAGCACAUUGACAAAGUAUUCAAGCAUAAGGAACUACAACAGCAGUUGGUAGAUGCCAAGCUCCAGCGAACUACAGAGAUUAUGAAAGAGGUGGAUGAGGAGCAUCAUAGAGAGAGGGAGUUUCUGCUAAAGGAAGCUACUGAAUUGAGGCACAAAUGUGAACUGAUGAAGCAGCAGGAGGCACAACUGAAACAGCAGCUUUCCCUGUAUAUGGAUAAGUUUGAAGAAUUCCAGAGCACAUUGGCAAAGAGCAAUGAAGUUUUUACAACGUUCAGGCAAGAAAUGGAAAAGAUGACGAAGAAAAUCAAGAAGCUGGAAAAAGAAACCACUGUAUGGCGCACUAAGUGGGAGAACAAUAACAAAGCACUCUUACAGAUGGCUGAGGAGAAGACGCUUCGAGACAAGGAGUACAAAGGUCUACAGGUGAAACUGGAGCGGCUGGAAAAGCUUUGCAGGGCGCUGCAGACGGAGAGAAAUGACCUGAAUAAAAAAGUGCAGCUUCUUCAAUGUCAGCUUUCAGGAAGUGAUCGGCCUUUACAGCUGACGGAAGAAGAAUAUCAGCCGUGCAAGACCCCAGAUCCCCCCGAGCUGGCGGUGGUGAACACUUCGAGUCAAGAGGAAGUUGGAAGUCAGUCUCAUGCUGCAGCUAUUUUAGAUCAGGAACGUUCAACUGGAGAACUAGAAAAUGAAGUUGUGGCUUCGGGCAUAGAUUCUGUUGACUAAAACUAUCUGUUUUAAAGAAUUGUGUGGAGUUAUAUAUUUUUGUGUAAUUAUUGUUUGACUUGUUCUUCGUAAUUAUUGGCUUUGUGGUGAGAAUUUCUUACACAUUUUUCUACCAUAUCUGUAUUUUCUUAGGGGAAAAAGGAAUUUAUGUGGUUCAAGUAGUUGUAUGGUGGGUCAAGUUUAGUCUACUUUAUAAAUUUUCAUAAUUGAUUAUAAUUGCUUCAUUUUUAAAAUUGAAAUUUUUGACAUUGCAAUCCACCUCAACAUUUAAUACUUGGACUGAGAUGUAAACAUUUCAUGUAAUUUUAAUAACAGAUGAGUGACUUUUUAUUUUAAAAACUGAGCUUGUUUUUUCACAAUGUAGGUGCAACUGGAUAUAUUUGGUCGGGACAUGCUUCCACAGAAAGGAUUGCUGUUCGUUUUUCUGACAUUGUGCUUUUUGGCUCUUGAGCUUCCACAAAGCACUGUUUCUUGAGUGAAACGUUUAACAGAUGUGGAAACAUCUAAUGUUAGGAGUUGGAGCGUAGCAUAGUGGUCUCUGAUUGUAGAUUGCUUCAGAUGAAUAAAGGCAGAUAGGAAACAGGGUCCAUUAGCAGUGUAUCCUGUACCUUUCUAGUAAGUCAUCUUCAUGUGCCUGUAUCAGAAAGAAGCUUUCAGUGGAUCAUGACCCUUUAAAUGUGUUGGGAUUGAGCUUAAUUUUGUAGGCCAUUCUCUCGUCAAUAUUUUUGUUAGUUUGCAAAGCUCUAAUGUCCUAGCAUUGGAGACGACCCUAAUAUGUUAGUAGCAAUUGACCUUAAAAAAAAAACUUUGUUUUGUAGCUUAUUUGGUCAAAGCUGCCUUUUAAUUUAUUGUUUUCCUUCAUUUAUAUUUCAGAGAGUUUUCGCUGACAUGAUUUGUUUUCGAAAUGUAGCUGUGGUAACUGCACUAUCCUUUCACCUCAGGAUUUGAAUCUAGACCAAAGCUAAGGAGAUAAAAAUCCUGUGUCCCUGGCUCCAAGAGUUCUAAAUCAAAUUAAUUUUGACAGUCUGUAUAUCUGGUGCAUCUGUGUCUAAUAAGCCCAAAGCUGUUAGUGGUAGACCUAUGGCCUCAGUUAUUGUGGAUGGAAAAUGAACACUGGUUAAACACUGUGAACGGUGGGGUCCUAUAGAGGUUACUGGUGAAACACAUUUCAACCAUAGCAGGGACUUUUAGCUUCUAUAAAUAAGCAUGUUAAGCAACCCCCUCACCCCUCCAUACCCAGUCAAAUACUUUAUAAAUGCUGGGUAACUUGACUGACUAAUUUGAGCCCUGGACGUGAAAAGAGACAAUUGAUUACAAGACUCUGUCACUUUUUAACUGACAUAGUUAUCUUUGAAACUGUAACAUUACAAACAGCUCUAUCAAUGUAUUAACUAUUACACAAUACAAUUCUCAUUUCAGAAGUGCUGAUUCAAGCCCUGUUUUAGUUAGUCAGAUUUUCAUGUACGGUAUUUAGCUGUUUUCCAUAUCUCACUACUGGCUUCCUCUUCCUCACUCUGUCAUUUCUGUAAAACAGUAUUCUGUGCUGAUUUGUCCCAAUGACAAAUGGCCUUGACACUUAUCAUUUUAUCUCUUUUACCGACUCAUUUAUAAAAUAGCUAUGGGGAUAAUCAUUAUGAAGAAUUUCUAACCUCCUCAUUCAGGAAAGAAUGUUGAGGAAACUGCUCUGCAGUUGUAAGAGUUUGAAACUGAUUCGUAAAGAUCCACCAUAAUGUUUUCAUUAGAAAUUGAGUACACAACAAUUACUCAUGAAAUACUGUUGCCAAGUGCUAUAUUUUAUGAAACUUUUCCUGUUAGUUUCAAUCAACUGGACAAUUUAUGCAGUAUUCCCACUGAAUUGUGCCAUUGCUGCACAGUCCAUGGGAAUGUGCUGCAUAAGGAAGAAAUGUUACUUAUUGGUUUCCUCUGCUACCUAGACAGUUGCCGUGCUAGUGCAAGUAUUUGAAAUGUCAAACAUUCCACUUGUCCUCUUUGUUCUUUACACAUCCUUAUGUUUCUCUCUCUGGAAUGUUAUGAAAUGCGAACCUACAAACCUCAUGAAUAUGUAUUUUUAUUUUGAGACAUUGCAUUUUUUUUUUAUGUCAUGAAAACAGACCACUCCAAAUUUAGGAACAUCCUGAUAUCUCUUGAAACAAACAAUAGCCUUUACAGCCAAUUUUUUUGUUUUGGAGAGGGCAAGCGCUAUGUACUUUUUGGUAUAGUCGUCAUCUUGAGUUGCUGAAAUGUGUGUAGUAACUCACAGGACUUAACAGAUUUUAUCUUUGUCUAGCGAAAGCUUUAAAUCUGGAGCAGCCUGAACAAAACUUGUCCUCAGGCUUCACACAACAGGAAUGCUCAUUGGGUUCAUGUUCCUAUCAGUUUAAGAGUGAGUAGAAAUUGUUUGGGAAGAUGGAGCAAAAGUACCAGUUUUUCUAUACUGCUAGUGCACAACUGAAAGUUGCAACGUGCUAUGGAUUACGGUAUUCUACAACCAAAUUUACAGAACAAGACAAAGAACUAUUUGGAAGAUAGCAAAAAUAACACAGUAUGGAGCUGGAAGAACGCAGCAGGCCAGGCAGCUUCGGAGGAGCAGGAAAGUUGACGUUUCAGAUCCGAAAUAUCUACUUUCCUGCUCCUCUGAUGCUGCAUUCUUCCAGCUCCAUACUGUGCUAUCUCUGACUCCAGCAUCUGCAGUUCUUACCAUCUCUGGAAGAUGGCAAAGUUGGUUUUCCAUCCUAUUGGAUGCAUCAACACACUGUGGUACUAGGAACUGAAAGGAUUCAGCAAAGCAUAUUUGUGAAUGCCAAGAGAUUUCAAAAGCAAAAGUCUAUGCCUAUUUCGAGUAGUUCCUGUUUAAUAUUCAAGCAAUAAACCCAUGGCUGCUUGCUCUACAAUCAGAGACUAAUGACCUCCAUUGAAUCUGAAGUUCAGUUACUGACCUAUUGAAAAGAUACAGCAGUUCUGGUGACAUUCAGGGAAAAACACACCAAGUUGAGAAGGUGCUCAAAACCACAUUCCAAACAAUGCUUGCGAAUGGCCACUUUUCUCCCUGGUAAUCAGUCAUGUAUUUGGGCAAAGUAUUAAGUUUAUUUAAAACUGAGCAGAAAGCAUUUUAGAGAUAGUAGGAACUGCAGAUGCUGGAGCAUCUGAGAUAACAAGGUGUACAGCUGGAUGAACACAGCAGGCCAAGCAACAUCAGAGGAGUAGGAAAGCUGACAUUUCAGGCCUAGGCCCGAAACGUCAGCUUUGCUGCUUGGCCUGCUGAGUUCAUCCAGCUCUACACCUUGUUAUCUCAUAGCAUUUUAUCCUGUUUUCAACAUUGAAAUGUCUGAUAAUUUCCCCAUCAUUAAAAUCAGAGCAUAUUUUAUGUAAUGUAUUUAAUCCACAAUAGAGUGGAUUGAUGUACCACUAUGUUCUGUAUUUAAGAUGCACUUAAUGCAACUAUAAAAAUUGAGUAGAGACCUGGAACAGCCAGAUACAAGAAAACAGUCUGGCAUCUCUCACGCGUUAGCUAGAAAAAGACUGCUGUUAGAAGCCAUUCUUAAUACUAGACUUUGUUUUGGUAUGUGAUGGGAAAAGGCAAACCAACUGGUAUUUUUCGUACCCCAGUGCAGAGAAUUUUGAUGCCAUUUCCCUGUAGUUUAGCAUCAUUACUAAUGGUACUACAGGCUGACUUUCUAGCAAACUAUCAGUAAAAUAUUUCAUAUGCAUUUCAAAUAAGAUGGUGAAAUCGAGCAGUUACUUACAAUUCCUUCAAUACUGGCUAUAAUCUAAUCUAAAGCAGAUAUAAUGUGAUUUAAUUGAUAUCACUGUUUAAGAUGGUUAUUUAUCGUGCUGAAAAAAUUCCCUUGUUUGAAUGCAGUCAGCACCUUAAUGUCAGUAACCAAUUUGUAUGCAUUCUACAAUUGUGAGCAAUUUAAGUCCCUGAUCAUGAUUUUCAUAUGUUAGGAUAAAGUUUUCAAUUUAACAAUGAAAAGUAUGAGUUAGCACAAUCCAAUCUGUAAGGUAGCUAGCUCACGUUUAUAUCCACUUUUUGCUAUUUGCACUUGGCCAGCAGUAUUACUGCCUGCUUUAGAUAAUACUUAAUGUAAAAGUGUCUAGCAACUUGUCAGAGAAAGUAAAUAAUGCCUCCUCAACUAGUCAUCAUGAAACUACUCCAGCCCAGGUUAGAAUAUUUUGAGCCUGCUGCUGUAUUGUUCAGUACUAAAGAUACCUCACUGACUGAACACUGAUAUGUAAGUUUGACAUCAGUUUGCAAAAUUGCUAUCAUUUCCUAUCUAAGAUUUUAAGAAAGCUUUAUUGUCUAUUAAAGGUCAGUUUUUAAUCAGGCAGAAGCACAAAAUGCUGCUUUGUGAUUUGUUUGUUGUGAGAUUGUAAUUAAGAUACAUAGUACAAACUAUAUUGAUCAAAUGAUUUAAACUUAGAAAUGUGAAAUUGAAUGUCUCUUAAGCAGCAUAAUUGGGCAGUGUGAUUAAUCGAGAUACACAGAUGAUUUCCUUCGGAUCUAUAUAAUUGACCAACUCUUAGAUCCUUUGCAUUUGUUCCAAAUGUCUUAAAAUUACUUCAGAAAUUGCAUCCCAGCUGUAACUGGUCCAAACCCCAUUUCACUUGUAUGGUAAAGUUGUCCAUAGCACUUAAACUGUUUUUUAAUAACUUUUGAAGAGGCUUGCUGCAUUUUUUUUGACAAAAAAGUUUAGUAUAAUUACUUGUACAGAAACAAUAUCUGUAGAAGCACAUUAAUAUUGAAAUUUUAAAUUUUUGCUAAAGCUACCCAAACAAGUUUAGAAGUUUCAUGAAUAAUAUUGGGCAAACAGACCAAAUCUCUCUUGUAUUAAAGAAACUUGCGUAAACUUUCUACAGGUUUCCUUUAGGAAGACUUGCAUCAAUUUUAAUUUUUAUGUAAGUAGGACUCUACACAAAGUGAAAAAUCCAGUGAAAAUAAGUGUACCUUUCUAGCUAAUGAGGUAAAAUAAUUUGGUUGGUUUUCAUAAUUGAGAUUGAUGCGAUUUAAGCAAUUCAGGUUCAUUAUUAUUCUGUUCACAUUUUAUGUUUAACACCCCCUAGUGUCUUAUCAGGUGAUUUCACUCCUUUCUUUCUGCUGCCUAAACUAACCUGUGAUUAUCACAUUGGGAGUGUGGGGCAACAAUUGACCUCAUUUUACUUGGACUUCAACUUAAAAAGUGAACAAUCAGGAUUUCCCUCUUGAAAACAAAAUCAGUGAAACUCUUGCUGUAAAGUAUAGGUGGAUUUUAGGUUACAGAAAGGUUACGAUUUUGUCAUCGACUAUGACACACACUGGUCCUAGCUUGCAUGUGAAGGUAAAAGUGUUAGGAGUUUGUCAAGCCUCAAAGCCAUAGCCUAAAACAAAUCAAGAUUGGAAAGGAAAGAAAUAGCAUUAUUAUACAAAUGUUUCAUAACUGGUAAGAGGUGGUGACUGGAUUGUUUUUAAGCUGCUGUUCCUUGCACUUGACUGGAUUAAUGUGAGUCAACUACAAAUUUGUUCAAUUCAUCUUUUAAAAAUCACACUGACUUAGAGGUUAGAGGCUGCAGUUUCUAAUGGGGAGGGAAAAGGGGAAUUGGACAUAAUUAUUUUCUGUACUGAAAAUAAUGCUUUAUGCUGGAUAUUUCAGUAUGUUUCCUUGAAACUGCUGUCAUAACAAUUAAUCAAUGAUUUCUGAAAGAUGUGUUUUUAAUAUUGGUCUUCCUACUUUGUGAAGAAUAAAGAUGCAGCUUCUAAUCCAGAUUUUACUGCAGUUCAAAAUCUGAAACUAUUUAAGUUUUUUAAAAAAAAAAAUACAGAUUGUAUUUCUACUUUGAAUGUUUAACGUUUUGCGUGUGCAAACGCAAAAAUAGGAGCUGUUUGGUGCAUAGCAUGUCUUCCUAGUACUGCCUGAUUAGAAUGGGUUUGCUGUCUGUGUUGAUCAGUGUUUUACCUGUGGCAAAGUACGCUGUACUGACAAUGCAUUUACACAUUUAACUGGGAAUGCUGUGGUUGAAACCUCAGGUGAUGAUGAGAACAAAAAAAUCUACCUCUGAAGAUUGUAGCAGAGAAUUACUGUGAAACAAUGUGAGGCAGAAAUCGUCAAUGCUUAAAAUCAGUUUUAUUUUUUUCAGGGGUUUGGGCAAGUAUUUGAAUGGGUGGUCAGCACAGUCUUGUUUUCAAAUUUUCACAAGUUUUGUAGAAUUCCGGAAAUGUGAAUCUAAUGUUAUUUACUAAGGACAUGUACAAAGCAAAUCAAAUAUAAGUAUAGAUAAUAA
This is a messenger RNA of Rhincodon typus (whale shark), 7819 nucleotides long. RefSeq names its product gamma-taxilin. Gene Ontology annotation, molecular function: syntaxin binding. The record is from RefSeq and is a predicted model, not a curated record. The transcript has 10 exons. The coding region runs from base 89 to 1564 and encodes 491 amino acids. Gene Ontology annotation, biological process: regulation of cell cycle. Lineage: Eukaryota; Metazoa; Chordata; Chondrichthyes; Orectolobiformes; Rhincodontidae.